Penaeus vannamei (Pacific white shrimp) is the source of this 3974-nucleotide messenger RNA. RefSeq names its product protein piccolo. The record is from RefSeq and is a predicted model, not a curated record. Lineage: Eukaryota; Metazoa; Arthropoda; Malacostraca; Decapoda; Penaeidae.
GUCAGACUCUCUCUCCCUAUCAGUUCUGUUUGGAGACUUUUUGUGAAGUGUUCGCUGUGCAGGUCGAUGGUGACAUAGGUAGACCAUUCACUAGGGCAUUGUUCCUGCACUCUCGCUUUCCUAGUAGCUCUGGUGUAAGGAUUAUAAUGGGCGGUUAUUAAGUAUAGUCUAGGAGGUGACACGGUGCAUGUUAGUAAAACGCUUCAUAAAUCAUGAGGACAACUUGGAUAAAGUCCUCCUCGGUAGAGGGGCCUAAAACGAACACAGGGUCUGGGAAGACGCCUGUGCCCCUUCCCAGAACUAAAUUCAUAAACAAUGCCUCAACAGGGAACCCAACACAAGAUGGGGGAUCUCUGCAGCAAGAAGCAAAGAAGGACGAGUUGGGCGAUCAGACGAGCGGAACAAGAGAAAUUAUCACAAGAAGUCUUUCAAGUCAAGGGAAGUUACCCGACGCCAAUGCGAAAAACAGCCCCCCUGCAAACGAGUCCUCGUUUACAGAACUGACGAGUCCACCUCCUAAACCUCCUAGAACCUUCAUCUACACCAGUCCUGAGAGCACUCCCUCCAACCGCAGCGUGCCUCGUCCAGCUUCUACGCCAACCCAGCCUCCAAAACCCUCUCCUCGGAGAACUUUAGAAACUCCAGAGCCAACAGAGGCUAAUCAUUCAUCUCACGUGACUCCUCCUCGCCGCCAUGAGUCACGACGUAGUGGAAAUGAACCGAACAGGACUCCAGAGGCCCAGCAACCUUCCUCCGGCGCGCCUCCAGUGUCGGAUUCAAACAGUACGCCAUCGCGCCCGUUGGCCUUCUCCACACCAACCUCUGGGGCUAGUCAAGAGGCCAGGUCGAAGCCCAAAAGCCACAGACGCCUCGGGACACUGGUUCUUCCUCCACUGCCAUCAAAGCCACCUCCUCUGCCUCCGACUGCCCCCCAGAGAAGAUCCUCUCAGCCGAAUUCAAUACAAAAUAAUAAUCAAAGUAAUUCGGUAAACCAAACCGAGUCUAGAAGCGAAGCAGCAACUUCAGCGGUGGUGCCAAGGAGGCCAGGCCAGGCCACCGCCCAAGAGGCUGUGAUCACGCCAGGGGAGUUCGAAUGCUGCUGCAAGGAAGUCUUCAGUCGUGGCAAAAAGGCCCGGACGUUCAUGGAAAACGGCCGAUACAUGGAGGCAGCCAACGAAUACCAAAAGGCCCUUUCAGUGGUAGACAAGGUUCUGAAGACUCAAGUGCUCUCCAUCACCACAGAUGAGACCACCAGACAAAAAUUUUUCCAGAUGCAAUCAGCUGUUUUCCUUAGCAGGAAAGAGGCUCUCAACGGGUUCAGCGACGCCCAGGCGGCAGUGUCGGCACCACGCGAAGUCAUUCAGGAGAGCACCACUCCAGGGGCACCGCCGACGUACGACGACGUCCUUCGGGAAGAUCAACAGCGGACCUCAGGUGUACGUCCAUCAAUUCCUGUAAGACCCCCGUCUACUCGUCGUUCGGGACCUCCGCAACUCCCUGCACGUUGCCCGCGGCCGCCCCAACCCCGCCAACCCCAGGAGCAGCCUGCCCCUCCUAGCGUCCGCAGCCGAGAACCUCAAUCUUUGCGCCAUCCACCCCGAGAACCACCACGCCCACACGAACCACCCCGAGAACAUCCGCGCCCACACGUACCCCGUCGUCCGCCGGACGCCCAACAAAAUAGAUCCGCGGCGCACCGUCCGUCCUAUGGCCGCAGUGUGACUCAUCCCGCCCACGACCCUCCUGCACACUCAGGGUCCGGGAGGCCUCAAAACCCAGGCUUAUCACACAGGCGCUCACUCUCCCUCACGGAUGGGGACUUGAGGACUGAGAUGCUGGUGGAUUUGAGCGAGGGCCAGCAGCCUUCGCAGCCUUUCCCGUCUCGCACAACGGCACCAGUGGCGAUCCGCCCUUUGGUUCCCGCGCGGAUGUCGUAUCCUCGGCCAAAAUCUCACUAUCCGCCCCGCGCAGUGCAGGAAGUUCCAGUGAGACCUUCUGUAAGAUCGAGACCAAGAUCUUGCAUUCAGCCGGACCACCUGUCAUCCCUCUCUGAGAUAUCUUUCCAACUGCCAGCCGGGGAUUUAGAGGGCCGACCAAAAUUAAAUCAGGACGUAGAUUUACCAUUGGCCGAAUCAAAUUUGCGAAAAGAUUUUGGCCCGAAGGACAAAUCAACGCCUCAUACAGAAGAUGGUAUCGUCGCUAAUCCCAUACAAAGUACCACUGACGGGGGAAUAAAAGUCAUAGAGCAUCUAGAGAAUAAGAAUAUGGAUAAUGCAUGUGAAGCCACUGUUUCUGAAUCCCAAAUAUCUGUGCCUAAGAAGUGUGAUUCUAAAAAGCUUGAUGAAACAACUGAGCCACUUUCGUUACGCCAAAGCCUGACAAGCUUAAGUGACAACAAUUCUGAUGAAGAAGAUACUUGCAAAGCUUUUGUAAAUGCACAACCAAAUAAACAACCUAUCAUAAAUGAUAAAAUUGAUGAUAAACCACCCAACACAAAUGAUAAAAUUGAUGAUGCCUUUGAUGAUCUUGCACAGGAUUGUGAUAUAGGCAGUUCAGUCGAAAGUGAUUUCGAAAAAAUGAGUCUGACUGAGGGUGAAGACAAAUGUAAGGAACCUUCAGAUAUGGCAUCUGGAAGUCCUUCUAAGACUUCUAAGUCACCUACAAUAGUCCUUGAUCCUUUUGCUGAUAUAGAUCCCUUCGCGUCGUUUACACCGAAAGACGAAAACGACAAAUUAUUCCCUGAAGAAUUUUCCUCUCUGCCCAUCAGCACCAGCAAAGACGCAGAACACAAACAAUUAUCAUUAGACGUCCAGCUACGUUCAGAGGACAACAAACCUCAUAAGAAGGUUGAUCGCCUCCUCACCCCUCUGAAGCCGAUCGCCGUGCCGGCAGAUGAGCCACACGACUCUAAAAACACCAGGACUGAAGAAGAGGAGUCAGACGACUCGCCCACAGACGAACAAAGGGAAACACUCCUGGACGCCCUUGACUUUGCCAUUUCCCAAACGCCAGGCCACGCGAGGGUUUCUCCUCAGAGAUCCAACUCGUCCAUUAAAGCCUCUCGGUGUAGGUCCGAAGACACACUCUUAGACUGUUCUUAUAACACUCUAGGAAUGUAUCUUCAGUCAUCGAAUAUGUGCGCCAGCAGAGCGUCCAUCAUUGACGAGUUCGAUCCUCUGUCUGAACCACUAGUUGAAUCCCCCGAGUCUAUUCCUACCGAGCCAGAUUCAACUCAUUAUUCCGACGGCGAAGAUUGUCCCGAUGGAAUGACUGAAGAGGAAAUUGCAAACGAGCCAUAUUACGCAGAACCAAGAAAAAUACUCCAAGAGAUGGAAGACAGCUCCUCGGAACACUAUGACGAAUUUGACAGUAGUUUUUACUCCCGAAAUGUCACAGGGAAAGCGUCUGAGGCAUCAACCCAUUACUCAGCACGUCAAGGGACCCAGCAUGUCUGCGCCAAUACCAGGAUCAGAUCCUCUGUGUCCUCCUCUGUGGGAUCGUGGACUUCCAGUGCCUCUUCGUCUCCCCCUCCGCUGACUCCUUACGCCGCGGAACCAUGGAGUCCUUGGGAACCUGAACCUCUUGAAACAGGUGUUGGAAGGUCCAAGUUCUACUCCCCAGUUGAUGGCCAGGUCACCCCGCCAGAGCCAAUGGCAGGGGCUUCCGCAGCCCUUCCCCCAUCCCGCCGCCCCCCCCAGCCCGCACCCCGGCCAAGGCUCCUUCCGCUCCGACACACGCGAGCUUCUGCGGAUCCGGGAGGGCGUCAAGAUAUUUUUCAUUCAUGACGACGGCAUCGUGACGUCACCGUGGAACCGCCCAUAUCUUUCCAUAGUGAAAGACACCAAGAAAACGUGGCUCAUCGGCGAAGGUCUAACGGUAUUAGUGGGUGAUGCGCUGUGGCAGUCGACCCUCAGCAAGAAGUCUACGCUGGUCUUGCGGACGGAGAAUGGGGUCUACCUCUUCCAGGAAACCGC